This is a messenger RNA of Onychostoma macrolepis, 686 nucleotides long. RefSeq names its product erythropoietin b (gene epob). Gene Ontology annotation, molecular function: hormone activity; erythropoietin receptor binding; cytokine activity. The record is from RefSeq and is a predicted model, not a curated record. Gene Ontology annotation, biological process: nucleate erythrocyte development. The transcript has 5 exons. Gene Ontology annotation, cellular component: extracellular region. Lineage: Eukaryota; Metazoa; Chordata; Actinopteri; Cypriniformes; Cyprinidae. The coding region runs from base 123 to 683 and encodes 186 amino acids.
GCAUGCGUUGAGCUCAAAUCUGCGCAGUCUGCAGCAGGGCAACUGUAGGGUGCAAAAAAGGAACACAAAAAUCGCAGUUUAGGAUUUAAGAACAUUAUGCCCAGUAAAAAUGCACCUUGCGAAUGCAAACGUUUUCAGGUCUGGUGUCAGUUUUGAUGGUGUUUGUGUGGCUGGGUGGAAACCAGGUCUCGCCCCUGCGACCCAUCUGUGACCUGAGGGUUCUGGACCACUUUGUACGAGAAGCUCGAGAUUCUGAGGUCAUCAUGCGAGGUUGCAGAGGAGGCUGUGGAGUGAUGAAACCCUACUUAGUUCCUCUGACUAGUGUUGACUUUGCUGUUUGGGAACAUAUAGAUGUUCAUGGACAGGCCGUGGAGGUCUGGAUUGGUCUGUCUCUGCUGGAUCAGGCCCUGAGUAAUGCGAUGAAAACAGUGAGCAACUCUCCUCUGGCCAAUGCGCUGGAUAACAACAUCAGUAACAUCCACAGCCUCGGCCACAUCCUGCACAGUCUUGAUUUACAGCAGGCCAGGUCCACAGUUCUUCCAGAUGAUUCAGCUCCUGCCAGCACACAGACGCAGGAGGUCUCCUCUCUCUCAGAACUUCUGCAGGUGCAGAGCAGUUUCCUGCGAGGGAAAGUCAGACUCCUGCUUUCAGCUGCACCAGCCUGCCAACGGCAAAACAGCUGAUGC